Messenger RNA from Astrephomene gubernaculifera, 2385 nucleotides. The record is from the annotation of a GenBank genome assembly. NCBI's taxonomy places the organism in Eukaryota, Viridiplantae, Chlorophyta, Chlorophyceae, Chlamydomonadales, Astrephomenaceae.
CACGGUGAUGGCUGCGAUAGUGGCUUUUACCUUCCUAGAGCUUUGGGAGUUACUGGAAAGAGAAUAACAUAUCCUUAUGACUCAAGGAUUGAUAGAGUGAAGCACCGCCGCCCAGUCUAGUAGUUAUACCGCUUACGCUCGUCUGGUGGCCUCUUACCAGCCAUGGCUCCUUCGUUAGAUCCCAAAGAAGAGAAGCUGGCUAUGGACGUCUUCGCAUGGUUCCUAAAUGUGUCGACGAGUGUGCUUAUCGUGUUUGUGAACAAGGUGUUAAUGGACCCCAAGGUUGGAUAUAAGUUUGUUUUUGCGACAACUCUAUGUGCAUUCCAUUUCUUGUCGUGCGGUGGAAGCGUAAAGGCUAUGGAAGCGAUGGGCUUUGGCAAGCGUGCUAGCAUGCCAUGGAAAGAUUGCAUAGUUUUCGCUAUCGUUGCCAGCAUCUCCAUCGCAAGUCUCAACCUUUCCCUCUUGGUCAACAGCGUGGGUUUUUACCAGAUAUCCAAGCUGUUGAUUAUCCCCUUCGUUUGCUUGGUUGAGUACCUGUGGUUCAAGCGGAAGUUUACGCUCCCGACGGUGCUUUGCAUCUUAGUCGUCGUCGCCGGUGUCGCUAUUGUCACGGUGACCGACGUGUCCAUGAACGUGCUGGGCCUGGUGAUCGCGGCCAUCAGUGUGGUCACCAGCGGGCUGCAGCAGAUCAUGUGCGGCGCCAUCCAGCGGCGCCUGGGGCUCACAUCCAACCAGCUGCUCUCCAACACGGCACCCACGCAGGGUUUCAUGUUGCUGCUGGUGGGUCCCUUCGUGGACCGGCUGGUGACCUCCCGCUGGAUCGCGCAGUACGAGUUCUCCGUGCCGGCUCUGACCUGCCUGGCCUGGUCGUGCGGCGUGGCGGUGCUGGUCAACAUUUCGCAGUUCAUGUGCCUGGGCCGGUUCAGCGCGGUGACGUUCCAGGUUCUGGGGCACACCAAGACGGUGCUGGUGCUCAUAUGCGGCUGGUUAUACCUGGGCGACGUCAUCACCAACCGCAAGUUGGUUGGCAUGUGUACGGCAGUCUUUGGAAUGGCAGCGUACGGCUAUUUCAACUCCCUCGCUCCCGCCAAGCCCGCCGGCGGCGCAGGCGCCUCUUCCGGGGGCAGCGGAUCCGGCGGCGUCGCUAAGCGAGGCGACGGCGGAGCGAAUGAGUCGCUACUUGGUGUCAAUGGGGGCGGCGCCGACGGCAUUUCCGUACAAGUGCACUCGGCAGGUGGACAGUCGCUAGCGGCUGGCGGCGGCGGCGGGUUCUCGUCGAAGACCCAAUGACUCGCGGCGGCUGCGGUGACGACGACGACGACAGCGACGGCGGCGGCAGCGGCAAUGGAGACGGCAAGCGGUCCUGUUCGCCGGAGGCAAGGACGAUAGGCAGGCCGCGGGAACUGUCGCUUUGCUUCUGAUGCUCCGGCUGGAGCUGCCACGUUGGCACAGCGGUGGCGCCGCUGCUGCAGUGGCAGUGCUUCAGCAGGUGCUCGUGGCGGCAAUUGUCAGGCAUUGCGUCCUGCUGUGAAGCGCUCUUGGCCUCUGGCGUAAGCGCCGUACCGUUGCUGUCUUGCCGAAUGCGGUUAGCGUAGGAAGCAUGAGGCGGUUUGGAGGACGACGUGCGCUGAUUACUGUCUGACUGGUAUACUACCCUUGUGACUGGUAUACCGUAUCAUGGUGACUAGUACCGGUACCCAAACUGACCACGCGGCUGGAGGCAUGCUGCCGUCCUUUUGUCGCAUCACCGCGGCCAUAGCGCAAGCACUGAGGCGCACGCUGCGUACGAGACUGUUCGUGAUUAACAUGACCAGGGAAGGGUAAAGGACGACGAGGGCAAAGGGGGACAAGGGACCGUUAGGAAUGGGGUAGGUGCAGUGUUAUCACGUGUAUUGUCGUCGCAGCAUACGCAGGCAGGGGUUUUGGUAGAUCCUUUUUUGGGAAUCCGAGUCUUGAGAAUAUCUCCGCGCACGAAUAACACUACGCAUCAGAUUGCCGGAGUGUGAAGCUGCCAGAUGGCAACACCAGUGCAUGGUGUGUUUGGACAUUGUGGAUACUGGAGAGGUGUUCAGCCACUAGCCUCGUGCAUGUGGCUGCACUAGCAUGGAGUGCUCAGCUAGAGCACUUCCUCAUUGGUGAAGUUUGUACGGAAUGCUAGCCUGAUGCUAGUCUUUAAGACGCAGGCCAUCCAUGUUGCUGCAUGCGACCGACAUGCUGCGAAAGGGAGCGGGGACCUGCACGACAAGUGGAAAGGAUGGUGUUCGGCAGCCGACUUUCCCCAUGUGUCGUUUCCCCUCUCCUGCAAGCAAAAUGUAUUGUAACUUGGAUGUAAGCUGAGGGGUGUGUGCCCCUCAGCGAGAUGCCGGCGUUCACUUGCUUGAGGUG